Chlorocebus sabaeus (green monkey) is the source of this 906-nucleotide messenger RNA. RefSeq names its product beta-lactoglobulin-1-like. NCBI's taxonomy places the organism in Eukaryota, Metazoa, Chordata, Mammalia, Primates, Cercopithecidae. Gene Ontology annotation, molecular function: small molecule binding. The record is from RefSeq and is a predicted model, not a curated record.
GCCCACAGGCCGAGGAUGAGUCACGGGUUCGAGGAAUCGCAUGGCAAGGCUGUGGGCAGGGCUUUUGUCUGCCCUCCUCCUACAUAAGGCCCCCCGAGCCCACACUGCCUCAGCAUCCCUCUUGCUCCAGACCUCAGAGCUACCCACAGCCUCAGCCAUGCAGUGCCUCCUGCUCACCCUGGGCGUGGCCCUGAUCUGUGGCAUCUGGGCCAUCGACAGUCCCCAGACCAUGCAGGACGUGGAGCUCCCAAAGUUGGCAGGGACUUGGCACUCCAUGGCUAUGGCGGCCAGUGACUUCUCCCUCCUGGAGACCAAGGAGGCCCCUCUGAGGAUCUACAUCAGCUCGCUGCAGCCUACUCCCGAGGGCAACCUGGAGAUUGCCCUGUGCAGAUGGUCACAGAAACAAAGCCCUUUCAGGGAGAGCAACCAAUGCGUUGAGGAGAAGAUCAUUGCAGAGAAAACCGAGAACCCCAUCGAGUUCAAGAUCAACUAUCUGGAUGAGAACAGGAUCUACCUGUUCAACACCGACGGCAGCAAAUAUUUGUUCCUCUGCCUGGAGAGCACCCCCAGGCAGAACCUGGCCUGCCAGUACCUGGCCAGGACCCCGGAGGUGGACGACAAGGUCAUGGCGGAAUUCAUCAGCUUUCUCAAGACUCUGCCCGUGCACAUGCAGAUCUUCCUGGACGUGACCCAGGCAGAAGAACAGUGCCGCGUCUAGAUAAGCUCCUGCUCGGUCCUGCCUCCUGGGUCCCGGAGCCUCGGCCCCUGUGCGGACGGAGAGGAUGUCGCCUUCCUGGGAGGGACAAGGAGGCUGAUGACCAAGGCACAUUUCCUGGGACCCUGGGACCUCCUGGGCCUCAGCCUGGGGUCUCCUGUCCUAAGCUGUCCCUCUUUGAGCAAUAAAUA